This is a messenger RNA of Bactrocera neohumeralis, 1538 nucleotides long. Its product is annotated as dolichyl-diphosphooligosaccharide--protein glycosyltransferase subunit 1. Gene Ontology annotation, cellular component: membrane; oligosaccharyltransferase complex. Lineage: Eukaryota; Metazoa; Arthropoda; Insecta; Diptera; Tephritidae. The transcript has 2 exons. The record is from RefSeq and is a predicted model, not a curated record. The coding region runs from base 59 to 1414 and encodes 451 amino acids.
UACAACAACUUGUAGUGACGAAAUUUUUCCGGUGCCCUACCUACGUGUCCAAAGCAAAAUGAAAACUAACCGGUGUUCAAUUUUAUUAAUAUUAAUUUUCUAUACUAUUUGUCUAACUCAGGCAAAAAUUAUUAAUAAGAAUGUUGAUCGUUCGUUAGAUAUAUCAACCCAACUAGUUAAGGAGCUAACUAAAAUAACAGCAACCAAUAGCGAUGGCAAGCCGAUUAGCGUGUACACGUUCAUUGUACCAGCUGCAGAUCGUAAAAAUUUAGCAUUUAUCGCCGCAAGAGAUGAAAAUAAAAAAGAGUUAAAAUAUACGGAAAAAUUGGUUGAUGGAAAUCACCAAUUCAUUAUUGCAUUCCCAAAAUCGACGGCCACUGAAGUGUUCACUAUUGAAGCCGUGUACACAAAGAAGUUAAUACCCCAUCCCAGUCAGAUACCGCAAUCGGGGAAGCAACUUGUAAGGUAUGAGGGUAAUCUAUACUUGAAUUCACUGUACGAGACAAAGAGUCAGAAGCUUAGCGUUUUAUUAAGCUCCGCUAAUAUACUCUCUUAUACACAAACCAAGCCCUUCAAUGUUGCGUCUAAUAAAAUUAAAUAUGGACCUUACGAAAAUAUCGAAGCCUUAUCAAAUCAAUCACUUGUCAUACACUACGAAAACGAACGCCCAUUUUUAACCACAACACGACUUGAGCGUAUUAUCGAAGUAUCGCAUUGGGGCAAUAUUGCAGUGAAAGAAAAUCUUUACAUGGAACAUACCGGCGCAUUGUUGAAGGGUUCAUUUUCGCGUUAUGAGUUCCAAAAGGAUGCACGUUCCGGUCACGCUAUUAAAUCGUAUAAGACGAUUUUACCUGCAUCAGCAUCUGAUGUCUACUACCGUGAUACUAAUGGCAAUAUUUCUACGUCAAAUAUGAAAGUUAUGCGUGACUUUGUUGAAUUGGAAUUGCGGCCACGUUUCCCUCUUUUCGGUGGCUGGAAAACACACUACACACUAGGUUAUAACAUACCAUCUUUCGAAUACCUUUUCAACGCCGGCGAUAACUAUCAAUUAAAAAUGCGUCUAAUCGAUCACAUCUACAACGAUAUGGUAAUUGAUGAGGCGGAGAUAAAAAUCAUUUUACCUGAAGGUGUCUCCAAUAUCGAAAUAACAACACCAUAUCCAGUGAAGCGUCUACCAAAUGAAGUGCAUUACACAUAUUUAGAUACCGUUGGACGACCGGUUAUAAUAAUGUCUAGCAAAAAUCUGGUAGAAAAUCAUAUUGCAAAUUUCAAUCUAAAGUACAGUUUCUCGAAGAUUACACUUUUGCAAGAGCCACUUUUGGUUGUUGCUUUCUUCUUUAUUAUUUUCAUUAUUGCAAUCAUUUCAAUUCGUCUUGAUUUUUCAAUUAGCACCACACAUAGCCACAAGGACUAAAAUGAUUUUUAGUUAAUAAGUUAUACUAAAGAAGCAGGAGUGUAAAAGUUACUUUAACUUUAUUAACUAAAAAAUAAACCUGUAGAUUUCAAAAAAAAUAAAUAAAUAAAAUACAUUUUUGAAA